Mytilus californianus (California mussel) is the source of this 3715-nucleotide messenger RNA. RefSeq lists its product as uncharacterized. Bases 129 to 3638 code for a protein of 1169 amino acids. Lineage: Eukaryota; Metazoa; Mollusca; Bivalvia; Mytilida; Mytilidae. The transcript is spliced from 2 exons. The record is from RefSeq and is a predicted model, not a curated record. Gene Ontology annotation, molecular function: protein binding.
UGAUAUUUGAAUUCACUUCCUUAUCAUAAAUGAGUCAUCUGUUCCUUUUAUGGAAAUUUACAAGAACAAAACAGACCUCUCUCAGCCAUUAUGUAUAUGGUCUAAACUUGUGUAUCUUCAGGUGAAUAAUGGAUUGGACUAAAGAAUUAUCGAUGUUCGUAAAAGAAGGCAAUCGCGAAAAGGUGAAAAUAUUGUUAGAAACAGUAUACGUAGAUAAUUUUGAAGUGUCCAGCGAACACCUUUUACUCUUGGCAAUUGACAACAAUGACGUUAGUAUGGUCCUGCUCCUGAUGGAUUCCAAAUUGCAUUUUAACACCAAAAACGUUCAAAUCGAUCCAGUACGUCAUGCUACCCGAAAUUCGGCUGUGAAUGCAGAUGUAUUGGAAGCAUUAAUUCAUUCAAAUCUGGAUAUCAAUGCUAAAGAUUCGCAUGGCAUGAAUGCUUUACAUCUGGCAGCACAGUUUAAUUUUGAAGAAAAGCUGGUGGUUUUAUCACAGUGUCAAUAUCUUAGUACAAAUGAAGUGGACUAUUCUGGUAGGAAUGCACUACAUCAUUUGAUUGAAACUACAUGCUUUGAUAAUAUGGAUCAGUUUAAAAGAUGUGCCAUGUUACUGAUUGAGAAAGGUGUUAACAUCAAUGUACAAGACCAAAUGGGGGAGACGCCUCUUCAUAAAGUUUUCCAAAACUACUGUAAUUUCAUCCCUAGAAUUCUGUCAUUCUUCCUUCAAAAUGCAAAGGAUAUAAAUCACGAAUUGAAAGACAACCAGGGAUAUACUGUUUUCCAUAUUAUGGUUUCAAACACAAAUGAAAGCAUAAAGGAACAGACAAACUUUGCCGAAUUAAUUGAAAACAAGGACAAAAUGAUUAGAGACUUCUUGAUUGGUAGAUUUACUUCUGUUGAACCUGUUGUAUUGGUACGCCUGUUAAACGAACUAAAUAACAAUGGCAAUUCUGCAUUUGAAACUUAUGCAGACGGCGAACAAUUUACAAUGGAAACCAUUUAUUGCAUGAUCAAGAGAGGGGCUGAUGUAAAUAACAAAGAUAGUCUUGGUAGCACUCCACUCAUGAAAGCUGCUCUGAGAGAACGCGACGAACUUGUUGACGUUUUUUUAAGAGCAGGUGCAGAUGUGAACAUAACAGACAUCUUUGGACAAACUGUUUUGUUUAGAGUACGAACCAUACACUCAUUUGAAAGUCUAUGUGAAUAUGGCGUACAACUUAACGUGAAAGAUAAGUUUGGUCGUUCUCCCCUUACAAACAACUGUUUAUACACUCCAAUAGGAUUUCCACCUAUGGGAAUGACUUUGCAAUCUAAUUUAGCAAUACAUCCUCCACUGGCAACAUUUUUUCUGGAUCACGGCGUAGAUGUAAAUAUUGUAGACAGAUAUGGAUCCUCUCUGUUGCAUUAUGCGGCGUGGUAUUCUGAUUUUAAUAUGAUACAGGUUUUGCUUGAAAACGGUGCAAGGAAAGAUCUAGUCGACAGACAUGGAUACACGCCAUAUGAUCUUGCCAUUCAUCAUGGUAACUGUGAAGUAUUCCAACUGUUAGAAAAUGAUCAUAAUCAUGUCGUCAAUAUGGAUACUUCAGAAAAACGAAAAAUAUAUGAGAAGAGUGCUGCCUAUGUACGGUCUAUUAUUCAUCAUCAGGAAGUAAACAAUAUGCAGCAAACAUUGAAAUGUGUUGGAAUAGAUGAUAAUGCAGAAGAUUUAUUACAACUGUUGAUGUCGUCACCCAGAACAGGUUUUACUGAUAAUUUAUGUGAUACAUCAAAAAUAAAGUCUGAUGUCCAUGAACUCAUGACCAGAAUCGCUAAUGUUAUUGGUGAAAUGGAUGGACGAUUCCAGUGCACUAUAUUUCCAACCGGAAGUUCAGCAGAAGGUUCUCAAAUAGGUGAUCCGGUCGAAAUGGAUUUUGUUUUCUGUUUAUCAUACUUUAACCGUCAAUGCGAGGUUAUUCAAACAGAUGAUCUGCUAGAAACUGGAUUUGCUAUUUUGAAAUUAAAAAAUUAUCACAAAGGUCACGAUCUGGUAUCGUUCGUUGAUGAAAACGAUGUAUUACAAUCUAACAUUGUUCGCGAGAGAUUUCAAGAUCUCACAACCAGUGCAGUGAAUAGGGCGGACAUUUGGUCUUCCGAGCACAUUUAUUUCGACGGACUUCUGGGAUUUCCGGAAGACAAACCAAUAAUCAAUCUUAGAAUUCAGUGGUAUGGAGCUGUUGCUAAAUGCAUAAGCAUAAGCAUCGAUAUUGUUCCUGCAAUUCAUAAACCAAACUGGAUUGCGCGAGAUAUCGACCAUAGCUUUAUGGAGCUGCUUAUUCCGAAGGUAAAGGAGGCAGGAUUCUUUCUACUGUUUCAUUUACCUCAUGCGACCACUACUUUGAAGCCAUGUUAUGUUAGGAUAUCGAGUGCUCCAGCUGAGGUUGAGAUUAUAAAGACGAUACCAGACUUGCUAAGAGAGAGUUUUUCUCUUUCUAAAAUAUUAAAAAGUUGGCACUUUUGUCCUCUUGUUCAAUUUAGUGAUGACGAAGAUGACAGCUCUACUGACACAGAAUCUUUUGAGGACGAAAAUAAUGAUGACAACGAUGGUUCCGAUGAAAGUGGUAGUUUUAAACCAACAACAAAGAAAACUAAACAGCUACGACACUGUAUAAUAUCCCAAAUUAGUAAAGAUCAAAUUGGCGUAGGUGAAAAAUCAUCAGAUAAUACUAGUAACAGCGAAAAUGCGUUGGAAAUUCAGAAAGCAGCUGGAUGGAUAGUAUCUCUUGAUGAAACACAUGUUAUCAGAAAAAUAUUCUUACCAAAGGAAAAUAAAGCUGAGCAUAUUGAAAAAAUUUUCGGAAAAUAUGCAAAACAACCGUCUCCUGAAAUGACUGUUGAUAAUCAUAUUGAAAGUCGCACGUUGUUUAUAUCAAAAGAGGAUCAGCCUACAACAAGCAGGAGAAAUCUGGAUUGUAACGAACAAAUCGCAAAUAUAAAAGAUAUUCAAAAUAAAAAUUUAAGUGAAAACUCAGUUUUGACAGCUUGCACGAGUUCAAAAUGUGGUAAACAGCAAAUUAACAGCAAUAAUAGCACAGGGAAAAAGUUCGAAUCACAAGAAACGGGAGAAAACGGUGUCUUAAAAUCUGAUAUCGUGUCAUUACAAAUGACAGACGAAAGCAAUGAAACUCAGAGUGAGUAUAACGUCCAUUCAACUAAUUUAGCAAACAAAGAAGAAAUUUUAGAAAAAGUAGAAAGUUGUUCAGAAUCGGAAAUUUCACAAGAUGAAAGUUCGUCGACGUUUGAAGAUGAUUUUGUUGGAGGAGAUGUUGUACAAGCAAAGGACGAAAUUUCAAGUUAUAUGCUGAAAAACUGUAUAUUUUAUACAAUCGUACUAAUUCGAGAAACUAAAUUAAAGGACUUGAGUCACAUUAAAGUCACAACAAUAAUUUAUGAAACCCUUUUGAAAGCCGCGAAGUCCAAACAAUUACCAUCAUACUUUAUGCCAUACAUUGAUAUUUUCUCAUAUGUUGAUACACAUAUUCGCAAAAUGUCUUCAAGUAGAGCAGAAAGAGAACUCAAAAAACAUUGUGCAAGAAUUGAAACAUUUUGUAGGGUUAUUCUUGGAAUUCUUUCUCAAAGAAACAAGCAAAGUUAUAAUUAGUUUCGAUGUGCUUGUCUAUAUGCAUGUAUUCACACCUUUCCAAGUAAAUAGUUGUCACAGUUUUGUGUCAAGUUUUA